CCCUCCCUGUCAGUCCUCCUAGUUUGCGCUGCCCGAGGUCCGAGUCUUGUAGCAAGAUGGCGGAGCUGGGCUCGGGGUGACAAGACAAGAACAGAAAGAAGCGGCCAGCUCUCGUUCUCUUCCCGUCUGACACGUCGUGAGGCCCCGCACGGCUGUAGCUGACUGUAACCUCCCUCCAGCGAGACUGCUGUCCGUCUGACACCUUGUAGUAGGAGGUCUGCCCCGUGCCGCACUCAUUCAUAUAGGAGAUCGGUGCAGCCUGGAUGUGUGGAUGGCCCGGGGGCCCACCUUGCUGGACUAGUUGUGUGCUUGUUUGAUUGUGCCGGGUUCUCGCAUGAGUUCCCCGGACCAGAGGAGGCGGCAGGAGAGAGAGGGAGUCCCGGAGCCCGAGGACAGGAGACACAGCCCCUGCAGCAGCCCGGAGAACAGUCCCGGGGGACACAGAUCACCAGGAGAUCCUAAUUCUGAAAACCUAGAAAAUAGCCGAAUGAAGCGAGCCGCUGCAAAGCAUCUAAUAGAACGCUACUACCACCAGUUAACUGAGGGUUGUGGAAAUGAUUCCUGCACGAAUGAGUUUUGUGCUUCCUGUCCUACUUUUCUCCGUAUGGAUAACAAUGCAGCAGCCAUUAAGGCCCUCGACUUAUAUAAGGUUAAUGCAAAACUCUGUGAUCCUCAUCCCUCUAAGAAAGGAACCAGCUCGUCUUAUCUAGAGAACAACUCCAAAAGUGCCCAUAACAACUCGUGCACGGAGAGAAAGAUGAACAAGAAGGAAAUGCAACCCAGGGAAGACUUUAAAGAUGUGAGUUUCUUGUCUGAAGAGAAGGUAUAUGAAAUUCUUGAGUUAUGUCGAGAAAGAGAAGAUUACUCGCCUCUGAUCCGAGUGAUUGGCAGAGUGUUUUCCAGCGCCGAAGCCUUGGUUCAGAGUUUCCGAAAAGCAAAACAACAUACUAAGGAGGAGCUUAAAUCCUUGCAGGAAAAGGAUGAAGACAAAGAUGAGGAUGAAAAGGAGAAAGCUUCUUCAUCUGCUGCUAUGGAAGAUGACUCUGCAGCUUCUUCCUCCAGGUUAAGCGACAGUGCCCAGGGAGAUAACAACAUACCGAAAUUAGGCCCAGAAGAAGUUUCUCUAGACAUCGAAGCAGUAAGACGGGUCUAUCACAGGUUACUUUCUAAUGAGAAAAUAGAAUCUGCCUUUCUUAAUGCACUUGUCUACUUGUCUCCCAAUGUGGAAUGUGACUUAACUUAUCAUAAUGUAUAUUCUCGGGACCCAAAUUAUCUCAAUUUGUUCAUAAUAGUAAUGGAGAAUUGUAAUCUCCAUAGCCCGGAAUACCUGGAAAUGGCUCUACCAUUGUUCUGCAAAGCAAUGAGCAAAUUGCCUUUGGCAGCACAAGCAAAACUUAUCCGACUUUGGUCAAAAUACAGUGCUGAACAGAUUCGCCGCAUGAUGGAAACGUUUCAGCAGCUCAUAACGUACAAAGUUAUAAGUAACGAGUUCAACAGCCGAAAUUUAGUGAAUGAUGACGAUGCCAUUGUGGCUGCCACAAAAUGCCUGAAAAUGGUUUACUAUGCAAAUGUAGUAGGGGGUGAGAUUGAGACAGAUCACAAUGAAGACGAAGAUGAAGAGCCCAUCCCAGAAUCCAGUGAGUUGACCCUCCAAGAGCUACUUGGUGAGGAGCGAAGAAAUAAGAAAGGGCCCCGGAUAGACCCCAUUGAAACAGAACUUGGUGUAAAAACGAUCGAUUGCAGAAAACCUCUCAUCCCUUUUGAAGAAUUUGUUAAUGAACCACUAAAUGAUGUUCUUGAAAUGGACAAAGACUAUACUUUCUUUAAAGUAGAAACUGAAAAUAAAUUCUCAUUUAUGACAUGUCCUUUUAUCCUGAAUGCUGUAACAAAGAAUCUGGGCCUCUAUUAUGACAACAGAAUCCGCAUGUAUAGUGAGCGACGAAUCACAGUGCUUUACAGUCUAGUACAAGGACAGCAGCUCAAUCCAUACUUGAGACUCAAAGUCAGACGAGAUCACAUCAUUGAUGAUGCUCUAGUUAGGCUAGAAAUGAUUGCCAUGGAAAACCCAGCAGACCUGAAAAAGCAGCUGUAUGUGGAGUUUGAGGGGGAGCAGGGGGUAGAUGAAGGAGGAGUAUCCAAAGAGUUUUUCCAACUAGUUGUGGAAGAAAUAUUUAACCCUGAUAUAGGCAUGUUUACAUAUGAUGAGUCCACAAAAUUCUUUUGGUUCAACCCAUCUUCGUAUGAGACUGAAGGACAAUUUACCCUCAUUGGAAUUGUUCUGGGCUUGGCAAUAUACAACAAUUGCAUCCUAGAUGUGCAUUUUCCAAUGGUUGUUUAUCGCAAAUUGAUGGGAAAAAAAGGAACAUUUCGUGAUCUGACAGACUCUCACCCUGUCCUGUACCAAAGUUUAAAAGAACUGUUGGAGUAUGAGGGCAGUGUUGAGGACGACAUGAUGAUAACUUUUCAGAUAUCACAAAAUGAUCUUUUUGGAAAUCCUUUAAUGCAUGACUUAAAGGAGAAUGGAGAUACAAUUCCCAUUACAAAUGAAAACAGAAAGGAGUUCGUUAGUCUCUAUACAGAUCAUAUUUUGAAUAAGUCUGUGGAUAAACAGUUUAAAGCCUUCAGAAGGGGGUUUCACAUGGUUACCAAUGAGUCCCCAUUAAAGUAUUUGUUUAGACCGGAGGAAAUAGAACUUCUAAUCUGUGGAAGUAGGAACUUGGAUUUUCAGGCGCUUAAAGAGACAACAGAGUAUGAUGGGGGCUACACAAGAGACUCUCAAAUUAUUCGGGAAUUCUGGGACAUUGUAUAUUCCUUUACCGAAGAGCAGAAAAGAUUGUUUUUGCAGUUUACAACUGGCACAGACAGAGCUCCUGUGGGAGGACUAGGUAAACUAAAGAUGAUCAUAGCCAAAAAUGGCCCAGACACUGACAGGUUACCAACAUCUCAUACAUGCUUUAAUGUCCUAUUACUUCCGGAGUACUUAAGCAAAGAAAAGCUGAAAGAGCGAUUACUAAAGGCUAUCACUUAUGCCAAAGGAUUUGGCAUGCUGUAAAAUGAAAAGGCAAAGAAAGCUUAUUAAAAGGGAUAACAGUUGAUAUGUUUUCCCUGUCCACAAAGGCCAUAAGAUAGUGAGCUACGUGUAGUCAACUGUAUGUGUACCUUCCUUCUCUGCUGGGACAAUGGGCUGGAACAGCAGAUCUCUGCUGCUUAUACGAACAAAGUUUUUCUUUUCCCUGCUCCUAGAGUGAAAGUGUUGUACAAUCUUUCACAAUUAUGUACAGAGAGGUUUUCCUGAAUAUUUAUUUUAAGGGUUAAAUCACUUUUGCUCGUGUUUAAUACUGCUAGAAUUUGAGCCUAUUUUGAGUCAUUGACGACCGAUACUCUUCAUGAUAUAUGCUAUCAUUUUGCAGACUAACUUUCAAUUAAAUGCUUCAGUUCAUGUCCCUGCAUCUACUCAAAUCAGGAAUUGUAUUUUUCUUUCCUUUUUCUUUUUUUUUUUUUUUUUUUUCUUCUUUUACUUUUUUUUUUUUUUUUUUUUUUUAAUACAGUUUGCUUUAUAAAACUUGAAUUCUUGGAAAACGGUGUGAUGCGAUUGCUGCUGUUCUAGCCCCUCGCAGUGUCUGUGACAAUGUAGUCAAUAAAGAUGGAAGGGAGUACUUGGAAUGUUAUACUACAGCCUUGCAAACUCUUUCCUUUAGCCACAGCACAAAAAAAGUAUACAAAUUAAAGAUAAAAAAGAAAAAAAAAAAAAUUUCACAAUUUUGUUGUCUUCACGUCUUGUAAGGUAUACUGUGUUUCAUUAGAAUAUCUUAUAUCUGGGUCUGUGAAAAGAGGGGGGGGUAGAAUCUAGCUCUGUUUUAAACUUUUUAUUUCAACAUGUGUUUACUGAGAAGUGCAUUUUUCAGCCAAACUGUUUGUGGUAGAUGGUGGGUUGUCAGAAAAACUAGAUCAUUUGUUGUACCCUAAAGAAAAUAUAAGCUUGUGGAAGUGCACUUAAAAUAAGAAUAAUAAUUGCAUAUGAAGUAAACAUUUUAAAUAGACAAUCCAAAGUCUUCCCUACGCAUUUGUCAAUACUCUUGUUUUAUUUGAGUUCCUAUACUCAAGGCACAUGGGCAGAAGUGAUACUGAAAUAGCAGGGAGUGAACAUUUCCCUGAUCACAGAACACAUAGUUUUAUUCAGGCUGAUCUCAUAAGUAUACAAUUUACUGCUCAGUUUUUUUUUUUAAUGAGAGAAAUUUUAAGUCUACCAUAAGACUUCCCUUGUUCUGCAUCAUUUUACAUGUAGGGGAGAGUCACACCAGGCAGACUAUACCCGAAUGUAUUUGUUUACCUUUCCUGAAUUUCUGAGUGUGUAUUGUUAAUACUUCUCAUGUUGCAAUAUGAAAUAAAGGGAUUAUCCAUUUUUAAUCUAUUA
Rana temporaria (common frog) is the source of this 4414-nucleotide messenger RNA. It is a transcript of the gene UBE3A, whose product is annotated as ubiquitin protein ligase E3A. Lineage: Eukaryota; Metazoa; Chordata; Amphibia; Anura; Ranidae. The coding region runs from base 335 to 3052 and encodes 905 amino acids. Gene Ontology annotation, biological process: ubiquitin-dependent protein catabolic process; protein polyubiquitination. Gene Ontology annotation, molecular function: ubiquitin protein ligase activity. The record is from RefSeq and is a predicted model, not a curated record. The transcript has 11 exons.